AUGGCGGUCUCGGGAAAUGACGAACAUGCAUCGAUGUUACGUAUCGAAAAGUUUAGCGGAGAGAACUUUCACCUUUGGAAAUUUAAAAUGCAAAUGGUCCUUGAAGAUAAGGAUCUUUGGGGCAUUGGCGAUGAGGUAGAACCUACAGACGAAGGAACUACUGAAACUCAGCGUCGGCAAUUUCAAAGGCGGGAAAGAAAAGCGUUCGCUACGAUUUGUUUAUCUUUGGGAGAUGAACAGUUGUCUUUGGUUCGCUCAGCUACAACAGCAAAGGAUGCAUGGUCAAAAUUGGAAGGCCAUUAUGAAGUGAAGUCCUUGGCAAAUAAAUUAUUCGUGCGUAAAAAGUAUUUUACUAUGUCUAUGGGGGUUGACGAGUCAAUGAGUGAACACAUCAACAAGAUGAAAGAGCUAGCAGGUCAAUUGGAAGCUGUUGGUGCCUCGAUCACAGAAGAGGACCAAGUUGCAACGCUAUUGUGUAGUCUACCUGAUUCAUAUGAUAGUUUAAUUACAGCUUUAGAAUCCCGUGCUGGUGAUUUAUCUUUGGAAUUUGUUACUGCAAGGUUACUUCAUGAGGAACACAAGCGAAAAGAGACAAUACCAACCUCUGAUUGUGGAGAGAAAGCUCUGUUAUCAACAAAGUAUGAUCAAGUAAAUCUAAGAAACCCGAAACCUAAGAGAAAGGGUAAAUGUCAUAACUGCGGAAUACCAGGACAUUGGGCAAGAGAAUGCCGUAAACCGAAGAGGGGCGGAUCGGGUGAAGUAAAAGGAAAGAAAGACAGUUCAUCGUACAGUGCAACUACAGAACAUGCAUCAUUUUGGUCAUCAAAACAUGUGAAUUGCAAGGAUUCAACAUGGUACAUUGACUCGGGUGCUUCACAGCACAUGUCAUAUGAUAAGGAAAUGAUGGUUGAUUAUGUUCAUUUUGUAAACCCACAAAGAGUUCGUUUGGGUGAUAAUCGAGUAGUCGAAGCAUUGGGAAAAGGAACAGUCUGGCUUAAUAUUAAAGCUGAAAAUGAUUAUAAACCGGCUAGAUUGGUUGACGUCCUAUAUGUUCCAGAUUUAGCAAAGAAUCUCUUCUCGGUAAGCGUUGUUGCUAAGCGAGGAUAUUCAGUUGAGCUUCAACAGAGUGGCUGUGUUAUUCUUGACAAAUGUGGAACUAUUUUGGGAUCUGGUAAAAUGCAAAACAAUCUAUAUGUCCUUGAUAUCAGUGAAAAGAAAGUGGACUGUCAUGAUGUUAAUGCUGCUACCAAUGAGCAUCUGGAGGAUUUAUGGCAUCAAAGAUAUGGGCAUUUGAGUAUGAAGAAUUUACGAUUGUUGCGAGAUCAGAAGUUAGUGACUGGAUUGGACUUCCAAUCUACUAAAGAAUCUGACUUUUGUGAGGGUUGUGCACAAGGUAAACAAAAGAGAGCACCAUUUCCUAAAGAACAAGCAACUCGAGCCAGUGAAAUUCUCGGAAUUAUUCACAGUGAUGUUUGUGGACCAAUGCAAGAGAACAGUCUCGGUGGUAAUAAAUACUUUGUGACUUUUAUUGAUGAUAAAUCGAGAUUCACAGCAGUUUAUUUCAUGAAAACCAAGGAUCAAGUACUUGAUAAAUUUAAAGAAUACGAAGCAAUGGUCACUAAUAUCACAGGAAAGAAAAUCAAGAUUCUUCGAUCCGAUAAUGGCGGUGAGUACACCUCUAAAGAAUUUGUUAAUUACCUUAAAGAGAAGGGAAUCCAGCACCAACUUAGUGUACCUAGAACUCCCCAGCAGAAUGGAGUGGCAGAAAGGAUGAAUAGAACUAUUCAGGAAACUGCACGAUCUAUGAUACAUAAUGCUGGACUGGAUACAAAGUUUUGGGCUGAAGCAGUAUGCACAGCAGUGAUUGUUAGAAAUCGUUGUCCUACAGUAGCAGUGGACAAUAUGACCCCAUAUGAAUGCUUUAAUGAUAAGAAACCGGACGUGUCCAAUUUUAAAGUGUUCGGAUGCAAAGCGUACAUGCAUGUUCUAAAGAAACCAGAAAGAAGUGGGAUUCGAAGACCAAGAAAUGUAUAUUUGUUGGAUAUAGUAUUUCAAGUAAAGGGAUAUAGACUUUAUGAUCCUAAGACUCGGAAAUUACACAUAUCCAGGGAUGUUUUAUUUGAUGAAGAUGAAUUUAUUCAACAGAAGAAAUUUAUGCAAAUUGUAAACUUAAAUGAUUCCCUCCCUGAAGACCAACAAGAACCACAAGAGAACAAACCAUCUUCCGAGCAUGUUAUUCCAGGAGAUCAAGACACAGUUGAUCAUGAUGAAGGUACUGAAGAACCGAGCAUCAGUAGAGAAACCGAAGUGGAACAGCAACCACGACGUUCAACGCGCAUACGAGAACCACCAGACAGACAUGGUGUAGUAAUUACUGGCAAUUGGUGGCAAAAUAAUGUUGCGUGUAUUAAUAGUGAGUUCAGUCCAGAAGAGCCUACAACUAUAAGGGAAGCUCUAAAUUGUUCAGAUAAAGAACAAUGGAAACAAGCUCUGGACAAUGAAUAUUCAGCUCAUAUUAAGAACAAUACAUGGACAUUAGGGAAUCUGCCUGAGGGUCGUAAAGCUAUUGAUUGUCGAUGGGUAUUUAAAGUUAAAUACAAUGCGGAUGGGUCUGUAGAGCGCCACAAAGCUCGUUUAGUUGCGAAAGGAUACUCACAAGAACCUGGAUUAGAUUAUGAUGAAACCUUUUCCCCUGUAGCGAAGUAUACAUCUAUUCGUUCACUAUUGGCAAUUGCUAAGCAGUUAGAUUUAGAAGUACAUCAAAUGGACGUUUCUACGGCGUUCUUGAACGGUGAAUUGGAAGAAGAAAUAUACAUGAAGCAACCAGAAGGAUACGUGAAAGAAGGUGAGGAAGAUUUAGUUUGCAAAUUAAACAAGAGUAUCUACGGCUUGAAGCAGUCAUCAAGGUGUUGGUACAACACGAUCGAUCAAUUCUUAAAGAAUUCCGGCUAUGUACAAUCAAGCUCGGAUCCUUGUAUGUACAUUAAGCGAGAGGGAGAUGAUAUCAUGCUCAUAGCCUUGUACGUCGAUGACUUGAUACCAGCUAGUAAUAGUAAGAGAAUGCUUCAUAAAGAGAAAGAAGCAUUGAGAAAACGUUUCGAAAUGAAAUAUCUCGGUGAAGUUCAUUAUUGCCUUGGUAUUCAAGUAGAACGAGAUAGAAACAAGAAACGAAUGACCCUGAGAUUAAAAGUCUGA
This is a messenger RNA of Paramuricea clavata, 3195 nucleotides long. The record is from the annotation of a GenBank genome assembly. NCBI's taxonomy places the organism in Eukaryota, Metazoa, Cnidaria, Anthozoa, Malacalcyonacea, Plexauridae.